This is a messenger RNA of Nymphaea colorata (pocket water lily), 935 nucleotides long. RefSeq names its product GATA transcription factor 23-like. Bases 318 to 758 code for a protein of 146 amino acids. Lineage: Eukaryota; Viridiplantae; Streptophyta; Magnoliopsida; Nymphaeales; Nymphaeaceae. The transcript is spliced from 3 exons. Gene Ontology annotation, molecular function: zinc ion binding; sequence-specific DNA binding. Gene Ontology annotation, biological process: regulation of DNA-templated transcription. The record is from RefSeq and is a predicted model, not a curated record.
GCUUCCUCUCCCAGGGAAUGUGUGUUUCCAUGUCUCUUUCCAAAUAAAUAUAUUCAAGCUGCCCUUAACGUAUCUUGGUCGAUGCUUUCCUUCCCUCUGCUCGCAAGCCGCUAUUUGCUGUGGCUGAUCUUGCCGAGAUCUCUUACGUUGGCGGCGUCUGUACUCUAUUCUCCAAGAAAGAGAAGUUGUCAGAUCCCGUUUUCAGUAAUUUUCCUUAACAGGAUUGUUCGUUUAUGUCCAGUGCGCAAAGAAUGAGAUCUCCGCUUGGCAGUUAUCCAACCUUGUCACACUGAAGCAGUUGCCCUGGCAGAGAAGAUAUGUUCCAUCCGUUCCUGGCCCCUAAAGGAGUUGAAGAUCGCAGUGCUAUCCAUCUUAAUCUCGAUCUUAAUGAGCUGCCUGAGACAUCUUAUUUCAAGGAGAAAGUCCAAAGGAAAGAGGAGAUUUGGAGUGCGGAGGACAGGGUUGAUGGGCUGAAAAUGAGUAGCGUUUCUAGAGUCUGUGUCGAUUGUCAAACUACGAAGACUCCGUUGUGGAGGAGUGGGCCGCGCGGGCCUAAGUCUCUGUGUAAUGCUUGCGGAAUCAGGUACAGGAAAAGGAGGAAGGCGGCGGCGGCCCUUGGAUUUCAGAAGGAAGAUAAAGAGAAGCAAGGGAGGAGGAAGCAUGUUGGUGUCCCCCUCAAGUUUAAGAUCUUAGGGAACGAGGAGGAAGAGGCCGCCGUCCUGUUGAUGGCGCUCUCCUGCGGUUCUGUCUAUGCUUGACUCUCUCGCUUUCUCAUUCUCAAACAGGGGAGAAACGAAGAUGGUAUCCAAGUUGCUCGGAAAUAGAGAUCUCUCUCUCUCUCUUUGUCUUUCUCUCUCAUCUUGCUUUCCAAUUACUGCACUAGUAGAUGCUCCAAAACAAUUAAAAUCUCAACGAUAUUCGAAGGUUGAGGUGAA